Molecule: messenger RNA, 2816 nt
Organism: Pocillopora meandrina
Lineage: Eukaryota; Metazoa; Cnidaria; Anthozoa; Scleractinia; Pocilloporidae
Source: the annotation of a GenBank genome assembly
GUUUAUUCCCAACGCAAACAUUUAGAUAAAAGUUUUCCAUCGUGUUUUUGUGCCGUUUACAUUUGUCAAAGAAAGACAAAGCCAGCGAAAAUUGCUUUCUUCCAUGAAUAACGUCAUGUAGCUUCCUUCCGUAAAUGACCAAUCAAAAACAGGAUUUUUCGCGGAAACAAUUGGAAUCACGCGAAAUAUGCUUUGAUCCGUUUUUUAUCCUUAAGAAGAAAGCAGUUGCGGUUUUAAUGGCAUAGACUUAGACUUCACCGAAUUCCGCAUCACUUAUUCCUUAAAUGUGCUGAAAACGUCAGUAAAUAUUCAUUUUUUCCUUUUUGUUACAGAAGAGGGAAAUUCAUUAGCAGAAGAAGGACAUUCAGCGAUGUCGCAAUUUGGUAAGUUUGAGCGUUUCAUACGUAUAGAGAUAAACUAGCGGUUUUGAUGAUAUCUCGUGCGAUAAGAACUGACGAGAGCGUAUAAGGAAUAACUCAGCGAUAAAUGAAAAUAUGAAAAUUUCAAAUCUGGCAAGAUAAAGAAGUAAUAACUGCAGCAAAAUUUGACAAUUGUUUUGCCCAACGAAAACAGUCUACGACAUGUUCAAAUUAAGUGGUAUAAUUUUUCCUCCUUCGCGCUUCGAAUAACAAAGGUGGCAUUUUACUACGUAUGGAGAAAAGAAAUAUUAUGCUAUUAAAUAAUAUGUUAAUCGGUUCCUAGCGUCGAUCUAUUGACAGUUGACUUCAGGUAGGUUUUUAAUUGACACCGGAAAUUUUCAGUUCCUACCGACGUUUCUGUUGAAUAGAUAUUUGGUCUAAAAAAACCCUCAUAAUUUACAUUUUUGUUUAUAGAAAGCUUACGAAAACCUCCCAAAACUGCCAUUCACCUUUGGGAAUUUUUACUCAAUCUCUUAUUGGAUGAAAAGAGUGAUCACAUGAUAUGCUGGACCAAUCGUGAAGCAGGAGAGUUUAAGCUAAAAAACCAGGAAGAGGUCGCAAGGAGAUGGGGAAAUUUGAAACACAGACCUGGCAUGAAUUACGAUAAACUAAGUCGAGCGCUGAGAUACUACUACCAGAAAGGAAUCAUCAAGAAGGUAAUGUUCUUUAUUAUAAAGAGAAACUACCAACUCCUUGCAGUUCUAAUCUCUUCCAUUCUCAUACAGUUUCUCAGACCUUGUUUGUUUUCCUUUUUUAAGGGAGCAAACACAAAUUUUCUCGAGCAGUUGUAACCCAUUUUAAUGUCCUUCAUCUUUUAAAACCUUUUUCCCUUUCAAUUUUCAGACAAAUUACUUUUGACGUGCAUAAAGGUUUUCCUGUAACAAUUAAACUUUUCGUGUCCCAAAAAGGUGAAUAGUUCUUUGUGAAGGGGGAAUUUAUUGUUUAGAUGAUCACAAAGCUGAUUAAUGGCAAUAACGUGCAGACCGGAAAGUUCCUUCUGGUGGCCUGACAGACUUUUGAAUCCUUUGCCUUUGGCAAGAGUUCACAUUUUCAGCGAAAAGAUAACAAUAUUUUCUUUAUUUUUUUUGUUAAGUGGGAUCUCUUUUUGGUAAAGGACAAUUUUCGUUUCUUCCUUUGUCAGGUAAAUGGUCAGAGACUUGUUUACAAAUUUGUCAAACCGCCUCUCGGAAAAGAGAGUUCUCCCUCGCGAGAAGUUCCCUCAAAAAUGCAAGCACCGAUUGGAGAGGAUAAAGUAAAAGCUGAAGAACUAGCAGAUGGGAACAGUGAUUCCCCCGUCGUGCCUUGCGUACGAACCAACGCAGGAACAGUACCUCAGAAUACGCUCACAACCACUUCGAUGGGUUUCCGAAUCAUUCAAGCCCCAUUAGUCGCUCCAGGUCAAAUGACAUAUCCACUCUCUCUCUACCCAUAUCUUGUUCCUUGCGUUAUCCCAGCGUGCCGUCAGUUUGGGGUCAUCAAGUCAUAGACAAUCAUAAAUAGUCCUCUUGUUAUUGUGUGGUACUAGAAAAGAUAAAAAAAAUCAGGAAGGGGAAGAUUAUUUGUGACUUGGAAUUUCUUCCUCCUCCUCACUUCGCUUCGUUCUUUUCCAUUUUUUUCCGAAUUUAAUUGUGCCUAGUUCAAGGAAGAUUCGAGACACCUCUAAGGCAAACAUUCGUUUAAAGUGUUAUUCUCAGUUUACUGUACAUAAUUCUCCGUCACAUUCAAAGAAAGCAUCAUCGUUGAACAAAAAAAACAAAAGAAACAAAAAAAAAAGAAUUAUCACGCUGCCUUUAGAAAGCUGCUUCAUUUCUCCAAUUGACAUUGACGGCAGCUGUAAAUAUGAGUUCCAGUGUACAGUAUCAAUUUGAUAAGAGUUUAAAAUGUAUUGACAGUUUUAGCUGUCGUUGCAGGAUUUUUGCUUAUAAUUUAUACUAAGGAUUAUAUCAUAUUUAGAUAGUCACGUCAUGUUCGUGAUGUUCGUGGCGGGAUUAUGUGACGAGUGUUGCGUGAUUACCCCUAGAUUACUGCCAAGAAUGGGAUUAGCGCAGUGUUGUUUUGCUAAGGGGCAAAGAGUGAAUAUUGUCAUAGGUGUGAGUUUUUAUUUUGUACAUAAUGAUACAGGCUUUAGAUAGCCUCUUAAUAAUUUAAAUAAAUUUCACGCCAACUUUGAGAAGAGUCCGUCUGUAUCUCUAUAUUUUCAGUCUUGGGAAAGAAUGGGCUAAUCUCGUAACACGCCUAUCACAACUGAGCAUAAUGGUUCAUGGUGUGACGCGUAUCCAGUCGACCUUAUUGUCAGAAGAAGACUGGUAGUGUAUAGUCGGAACGACGCGAUCCACAUCGGACAUAACAAAAUCCCUACAAUAAGCGACCAGGCUUCACUCUGAGUAUAUUCACUAC